UUCUUUACUGGACCUGUCUUUUCUGCCUCAACUCCGGUGCGCUCUUUGCAGAAAAAUCCCACAUCCCCCGGCAAAAGAAAGAGCUAUUCCUUUGCCUCAAGAAUCAAUCUUUUACUCAGUGGAAUCUCUCCUCUUUACCUGAGAAUUAGUUUCUGAAAUGAGUAUCGUUUUCAGUUCUUCCUCCAGUGAAAUAAAUUGAUGAGGGAAAAGUUGAGACCUUUAAUGGAAAUUCUUGAAAUGGAAACUCAAAAGGACUCAAAAGCUGUAGAGGGGGGUUUUGUGCAGUUAAAAGAGAGUCAAAGUCUGAAACCUUGUGGUCAAAUGCCUCGAGAAGGUUAUGAGAUGCCUUGUUUUGGUGAGAAUUCUAGCGCUUCAGUUUUGGUUGCAGGAGAAGACGGUGGUGGGAUUAAUGUAAAUUGUAGAGACGUUGAAGUAAGUGAUACGGAAAUAAAUAAAAGCUUUGACGGUGGUGAUAAUGGUUGUACAUUAGAUGGUCUGGUGAAUAGAGGGGAAGCUUUAGUGAGUGAGCUUGUUGCUGAAGAAAAUCAGAACACAAGAGGCUCUCUGGGGUUGGAUGUCCAACAAGAAAACAUAGGGAAACCACAAAAUAAUGGGAUGAAUGGUGCCAAUGGCCAGGCUUUGAUUCUUGAGGGGAAUAAGGGGAUUGGAGUUGAAAAGGUGGAGACUGAGGAGGGAGUUGAGAAAGGCAAUGAUGCAAUGGAACAGUCUGAGGCAGUAGAUUCUCCGAGGAAGAUUGAAGUUUCUGGUGACGGUUUUUCUUUGUUUGUGGAGGUUUUCGGUCCGAUGGACGGUAUUAAUCAAGCUGAUGAAGGGAACUGCAGUGACUGGCAUGCAUUGAGAGAGGGCGGACCUGAUCUUGAAGAUUCAUGCCAAAGAAAUGAAGCAUUGUCAUCUGGCGAAGAGACAAUUGCCCAGGUUUCAGAAGCUGGUGAUUCUUUACUUGAUGUGAUGAAGAAUAGGUCAAUAAGUGAAGAUGUACAUGUAAAGAAUGAAACGGCAGGCGAGGAUUCAUGUAAUAGAAAUAACAGCUUUAAUGUUGGUGAUUUGGUAUGGGCUAAAACCAAGACACAGUUAUGGUGGCCUGGAAUGAUUACUGAUCCCUCAAACUCAUCAAAGGGUGCUGCAGAUUCCCACAAAAAAGAAUCUUUCCUGGUUAAGUAUUAUGGAAAUGCUAAUUUUAUUUGGUGCUCCUCAUCUCAGUUGAAGCAUUUUCUUGAGUACUUUGACGAGAUGUCUCACCAAAACAACUCUAGAAACUUUCGUGGGGCACUAGAGAGGGCUGUCAUUGAGAUUGGUAGGCGUGUAAAGGCAGAGAUGACCUGUUCUUGUUCUUUAAAAGAAAACCAAAACAUUUCUGCUCAGUCUGCUGAUCAAACUGUGGAGAGAUACUUAUCAAUGGACCGAAUGGGUACCAGUGCUUUUUUGGGAUCUCAUUUUCAACCUGCUAGUUUUCUACAAUCGGUAAAGUAUAUUGCACAGGGAGCACCUGUGCCUGGUAAAAUUAAAUUAACCAUCACCCAAAAUUGUCUUUCAGCCUUUUAUCAUUCUUUGGGGCAUUGUCAAUUGCCCAUGCAUCAACUCAGGCCAGCUGAUGCCAAAGAUGGUGGUCAUAAUGGUCUGAAUUUGGGAGAAAAGGACAAAGACCUAAAUAAUGAUGGAAAGGAGAAUGACACUGGUGAAGCUGAGGUCUUUUCUCAGCAGUUGAGCCCCUUCAUUUCUGCAGAAGGAACCGAAGAUGAUCUUUUAGAUGGAGAAAAUGAUCGGAGGAUGGAUAGCAGAUCUGCAAAAGGCAAUGAAGCGAGAGAAAGAAGGAAGAGCAAGUACUUAUCCUAUCCUUACAUAAACCCCAAGAAGGGCAAUGCAGAUGCACCAACUUCUGAAGAAAAUGUGGAAAUGAACUGCAACUCUGGACAAUCAAAUGGUGAUAAGAAAUCGCGGAAAGCUGGGCCACAUAGAUCUACUAAUUGCUCUGAUAUGCUUGGCAAAGCGAAGGAUAUUAAGGCGUCUUCGGCUGAAAUACUCUCUGAACUCCUUGUUACUGCUCUUGAUUGUUUGCAUCCCAAGAGAAGACACCUUUCUGGUUCAGUCAACAGGUUUUUAUGCAAUUUCAGGAGAUUUUCAUUUUUAGACAUUGAGAUAGCUAAUAAGCAUAUUGGUGAUGAAGUUGUAGUUAAGGUGGAUGGAAUGACUAAAUCUUCAAAUUAUGACUCAGAAGGAACAAAUGGAAAGGAUUCAGUGGAACACAAUUCAUCCAGUGCCAAGCCUAAGAAGAGACGUACAAAGAAGGAAGAUGGAACCUCAGUAGGCACUUUCUUGUCUGGCUCAGCUAUAAAUGCAUUAAGUGGUUCAGUGGUAAUUAAAUGCCAGGGAGUGGGUUCUGAUAUGCCAGAAAGUGAAAAAGUACCCAGCCGGCCGGAGGCAGGAACAGUUCCAGGAGUACUUGAUAUUAAAGAAGCGACUGGAUUACCAGACUUGAAUGGGAAUAUCCCAGUCUCAUCAGCCGAAGAUUGCCAGGGUCCAGGAACUACUGCAUUUCAUUGUGGACUAGAACCAAACAUUAGACAGACGGAGGAUUUAGCUAGAAAGAAUGCUUAUACCAGAACUGUAGGCUUGCUUGAUCCUAGUCGAAACAACAUUAAAUUUGUCCAGUUGUUGAAAGAUGUGCAAGCAAUGGGUCCGAAUUUCCUGAACACUGUUCCUCAGCAGAAUAAUAUCCAGGGUGAAACUGCAUUUACUUCAGAAGUCAUUGCCCGGCAAUCAGAAGCUAGUGGAAACAACAUUCAAUUUGGAUCACUAUUAAACAGCUUUCAGCCAACACCCUUAUUGUCUGCUGCUGCUAAACCUGAGCGCAGGAAAAGAAAGGAUAAAGCUUCAAACCUCCCAGAUUUGAAUGGUAAUGUUGCUGAAUCUGUCUUACCUGGAAAUAAUGCAACAGACACAAACUCCGCUUCGGCUCAAACUAAACCGCCACGGAAAAGGAGGAGGAGAAACAAGUCUACUGCUGCAGUUCCAGACAUUAGUGCCAAUCACAAUAAGGUGCAGAAUUCUCUUGGUGUUUCAGGCCCUUCAUUGACACCUUUGGUGCCACCCCUUCUGCCCGUGGAUGGACUCAAGAGCCCUGCAAAACCAUCUGGUUCAAAUCCUCAGAAUCGUGAUCCACCUGAUCUUUUGUUUAUCAAAAAGAAUCUUGAGAUGAUGAAAUCAACAUUGGAGAAGGCAGGUAACAAUCUUUCACCAGAGAUGAGAGCAAAGUUAGAAAGUGAGAUCAAAGCUUUUAUGCAGAAGAUCAGCUCCAUGGUUGGUUCUUCGUCCUCUUAGCUUACUUCAGACUGUGAUUUCUCCCUUGUCUGGUUGAGGUAGGAUACUUUUAAGGGCAUGCGACAAUAACAUAUUUUACAUAGAGGUGUAGCUUCUUCUUUCUCCUUUUGUUUCUGAUACAUCUCUGUGUGAGAAUAGUUUGUAAUGCUCCACUUGCUGCUGGUGUUUCUCUUGGAUAGUUACAUCUUUGUUAGAUGAUGACUCAAGUAAUUUGUUGUUUAAGCAAGGGAGCUGCUUCUAAGAUUUUCAUGGCUAAAGCACUGGAUUUGUUUAGUUAUCUAGAACUUUUUACAAUGCUAGUUUUUUAAUAUCUUAAAGGAGCUUCCGUGUCUCUUUUGAUC
Molecule: messenger RNA, 3680 nt
Organism: Coffea eugenioides
Lineage: Eukaryota; Viridiplantae; Streptophyta; Magnoliopsida; Gentianales; Rubiaceae
Exons: 2
Coding region: 199-3339 (1046 amino acids)
Source: RefSeq, a predicted model, not a curated record